Messenger RNA from Rubroshorea leprosula, 1505 nucleotides. NCBI's taxonomy places the organism in Eukaryota, Viridiplantae, Streptophyta, Magnoliopsida, Malvales, Dipterocarpaceae. The record is from the annotation of a GenBank genome assembly.
GUCUAGGCUGUGGUUGAUGCCACUUAGUUUCUGUACAUAUCCAAAUGCUCUUGCAGGAAAGGAAAUGGUUUUUCACACAUGGGUGAAAAUUUUCCUGCUAAAUAGCCUACCAGAUAUCUUUGUUUAAACUUGCUCCUAUUCCUGAAAAAAUUGUCUGAAAAUUUGUUAUUACUCAAGUUUUGGAUUCUGCACUUGUUUUUGUUUCUUGAGUAUCGACGUCCAAAUAUAAAUUAUGCCUGGUGGAGUUCUUGAAGUUAGCUUGACAUAUGCUAACAUAGAAAAUUGCUUGAUAUUUGGUUGUGGAAUCCAUUCUGCUCUGUCUUCGAAAAUGUUUUGCUUUGACACUUGCUCGUGCUCAAGUUCUGAAUUUUAUGCUAGUUGUUAUCUCGGUAUACCAAUAUACCUGUUAAUUCUUGUUUUAAGUUUCAUGUAGACACCACUUUAGGAGGGGUGACGACUUCUAGGGGUAUAUUUAGAAAUAUCCCUAUUUUGGUUAUGGAUAGAUAGCCUAAUGCUGAUAUUAUGUCUUAAUAUCUUUGAUUGACGUGAUUGUAAAAAUAUUGUGCCACCAUGGACUAUGCUUAAAUGGGUUAUCAUCACAGUAUUUAGUGCUCCAGAGUUUAGUUCUAGAGGAAUGGUUCUUUCCUCUAUCCGCUUAGAUUCUUGCCUUGCCAUCCAAUAGUGCGUUAUCGAUUAACCCUGGGUGGUGGCAGAAUGUACAAGGCCUUUUACAUUAGGUCUAUCUGUUUGAGUAUCCAUUUGGGCAUUCAUAUAUGAAUGCAAACAUAGACAUACAUGAGCAUAUACAUGCAUACAUGCAUGCACACAUGUGCAUUCAUACAUGCAUGUGCAUAAAGGCAUUCAUUCAUAAAUGCAUAUACAUGCAUUCAUCCAUUCAUGAUCCCAUAUGUCCGAGUGAUGCUUAUCCGUCUCGGAUAGGGUUCCAUCUUUUAGCUGGACUCAUCAUUUGACUCCUUGCCAUGUGUCUGAUGAGUGCCGGGUCUUGAUUUGGGUCAAGAGCACCACAUAAUCACGCCGCAAACCCUCGAGUGUAGUUACUUGUGUUGAGGCGUGAAGUUAUCUCCUGCUUCCCAAAUGGCCAUUGGGGAGGGUGGAGAUUGAGACUGUUGUUGGCUUGUUAGGGCAGUGAUGAGUACUCAUCCCUGUGAAGUGAAUCCGAUUAUUGUACCUUUGUAAUUGUUAGCCGUGUAUUUGAGAUUGAUUUUCUUGUUAUUGUUGUUGUUGAUGCUAGUGCUGCUACCUAUUUUGUGUUUAAAAUUGGUGCGCAGAAUGUGGUCCUUGUUUAGAUUGUUUAGUUUGAUAUAAAUUGUCAUUCUAGAGCGACAUUUGUUUUGUCUUCAGCCUGACUUUUAAAGUAUUUAACCAGUUUUGUGACAGCUAUGCAGUUGUUUCUUUGUUAGAAAUUCUUGGUUGGUUUACUUGCAUCUAGUUACCUACAAAGGGUCCGGCCAUGAAACCUGUAGAGCCAUGGUGUCCUUCUAGAA